Messenger RNA from Pelagomonas calceolata, 1394 nucleotides. Lineage: Eukaryota; Pelagophyceae; Pelagomonadales; Pelagomonadaceae. The record is from the annotation of a GenBank genome assembly.
GCUGCGACUUGGCUUUGAGGCCGCUACCGCAUCAAAGAUGGACCCGCUGGGCCGCCCGGCACGCUUUUAUAUCUCUAGAUAGGCCUAGCCUCAAAGCGUGCGCUCUCACAGCGCGUGACGAGGCGCACAAGACAAAACUAGUUUGACCCAAGCCACGCGAGCGCCGCAGCGCAACAAAAACCAUGCGCGACGCCCUCCCGUCCCUGCGGACGCCGACGCUGCUGCGCCGGCGCACGGGCAGCGGCUUCGUCGCGACGACGCACUCGAGCGCGCUCGCCUUUUUAGGAGCUAUGAUCAUGAUCGCGGUCUUCGCCUGCAAUUUGAGGUUUUUCACGCGCGCCUUCAUGUCGUCCGUCCCGCGCGGCGUCUACCGGAGGCCGCGCAAGCCGAUGACGACGAACACGACAGCACCCGUGGUGGUGUCCUCGCGGCACUGCCGCUUUUUGCGCGACGCGACCCUCAAGAUGGUGCCGCCGGCCUGCGGCCGCUCGAAGAAGACCGUCUACUCGCGGAAAGUUCGAUUGCCUUUACUGGUUACUUCGCUGGGCGGAGCGGGCUCGUGGCACGCUUCUUUGAGGUUGCGUGACGCGGGCUUACGAGUGGAGCACGAGCGCCUCGGGAGGGAUGGCAGUGUGUGUUGGUUGUACGCCGUGCGCGACUCCACGCAAAGGCCGUACCCGGUGCCCCCCGCGGCGGCGGCCGUCCGCGACUUGGACGUGAGGUUUCGGAGGGUUUUGCAGAUCAUAAGGUGUCCCGUCGGCAACGUCGCGGCACUAUCGACGCAUAAGCGGUCUACCCUGGCUUUCGCCGCUCGAGCCUUAGCGCUGCCGCCGCCGCCCCCGGAGGACGCACCUACGGGAGCGACGCAGCUCGAGCGGUCCCUCUACCGCCUCACCCUGAGCGAGAAGGAGUCGAGGAGGAGAGAUCGGUGGCUGCUCUUUUUAUCGAACGUGUGGCUCGGCUGGAACGAGAGGAUCGAGCGCUUCGCGGACGCGAGGGCGCGCAUCGAGGACGAUUUGAGUGGGGCGGCGUUGUGUGAUUUGGUGGAACUGGCGCGCGACGACGAGAAGAGUGGGGAGAGGGUGUGUGUGUCGUCGACGGAAGCCUUCCAGGCCGGCCUUGAUACGGCCGGGACACUCGCGCGGGCCUGGUCGCACUGGAUCGCGAACCGCGGCAUCUUCGACCCGAAACGCUGUUUGAGAGGUGCGUGUGCUGAUGGUCCUAGGAUUCCCCACCACCGGCGGCACGCGAACGUGAGCUGGAGUGAUUUGGUCUCGGCGCUGCCUCCUCCAAAAUUGCGGGAGGUCGCGGCGGCGGCGGCGCGGUACGGGUACGGUCCGAACGGCGACUGUAAGGGGCGCGAGGAGGAGCCCGUGUAAGGUGUCUCGAGUGUU